Messenger RNA from Solea senegalensis (Senegalese sole), 903 nucleotides. RefSeq names its product syntaxin-4-like. Gene Ontology annotation, molecular function: SNAP receptor activity; SNARE binding. Bases 1 to 903 code for a protein of 300 amino acids. Gene Ontology annotation, biological process: intracellular protein transport; exocytosis; vesicle fusion. Lineage: Eukaryota; Metazoa; Chordata; Actinopteri; Pleuronectiformes; Soleidae. The transcript has 10 exons. The record is from RefSeq and is a predicted model, not a curated record. Gene Ontology annotation, cellular component: endomembrane system; plasma membrane; SNARE complex.
AUGCGGGACCGGAUUAAAGAGCUGAGAAAAUACAUUGAGGCUUCAGAUCAAGAUGAUGAUGAUGAUGAUGAGGAGGAGACCAGAGCUUUGAUCACCAAACCCAGAAACUCAUCAACCAAAGAGGAGAAGGAGAGUGAAGUCUUUUUAAAAAAGGCACAUGAAAUCCAUGAGGAGAUCCAGAGUCUCAAGAAGAUGGUGUUGGACCUUGAGAACAAACAAAAAACUGUGCUCAGCAUGGCUCUACCUGUGGAGGGUCGGAAGAAAGAGCUGCAGUUUUUUGCAGAAGAGAUAAAAACAAUGGCGAGCCAGAUCCAGAGAAAGCUGAGGAAUAUCGAACCCAAGAAGGGAGUCAAGGAGGGAAAAUAUAUUCCCAUAAAUGUUCGGAUACAACGCACACAGCACAGCAUCUGCUCCAAGAUGUUUCUGGAGCUGGUGGGUUACUUUUACACCGUACAGUCCCGGUACAGAGACUGCAACAAGGAGAGAAUACAGAGGCAACUAAACAUCACUGGGGUCAACGUAUCUGACGAGGAGCUGGACACCAUGCUCGAAAGUGGCAAGAUGGAUGUACAGAUCUUCAGCAGUUGUGCAACUACAAAACAGGAUCUGGAUGAGAUCGAGUCCCAACACGACGAGAUCCUGAAGCUGGAGCAAAGCAUUGAAACCCUGCAUGACAUGUUCCAGUACCUCACCAUUGAAGUGGUGGCCCAGGGAGAGAUGGUCAACCGGAUUCAAAACAACAUCGACCAGUCAUCUGUCAAUGUGGAGAAAGCAAAGGACAACACAGGGCAAGCAGUCACGUAUCGGCAGAAAGCGUGCAAGAAGAAGAUCUGGAUCGCCAUCUUUCUGGCCAUCGUCGUCGUAACGUUGGUCAUCUUGUUGUCCACCUUACUUUCAACCUAA